Molecule: messenger RNA, 1257 nt
Organism: Trichoderma virens Gv29-8
Lineage: Eukaryota; Fungi; Ascomycota; Sordariomycetes; Hypocreales; Hypocreaceae
Exons: 2
Cellular component (GO): cytoplasm
Molecular function (GO): guanyl-nucleotide exchange factor activity
Source: RefSeq, a predicted model, not a curated record
CUUACAACCAUCGUUUUUGGCAGUGGUGAGUGUGGCGAACUAGGCCUGGGCCCAACGAAGAAAAUGACACUUGUUGGGCGGGUCAAUCCCUUUCUCGAUCCCCAUGGAGAGGACAAGGUCCAAGUCGUCCAGAUUGCCUGCGGCGGCAUGCAUGUUGUUAUUUUGACGGCAGAUAACAAGAUCAUAACAUGGGGAGUUAACGAUGACAAUGCACUUGGAAGAGACACCAAGUGGGAUAGUGGACGGGAUACGGGGUCCGGUGACGGCGACGACGACGACGACGAAGAUGACCUGAAUCCUCACGAGUCGACCCCCGCACAAGUUCCAGUCAAUCAUUUCCCGUCCAAUACCAAAUUUGCGCAAGUUGCUGCAGGCGAUAGUUGCAGCUUUGUGCUUACCGACACUGGCUUGGUGUACGGAUGGGGUACUUUUCGUGUAGGUGACAUGCGAUUUUGCUUCGACCGCAACGGUGCACUCGUCAAGACCCAAGACAAGCCAAUGCUUAUCCCCGAUUUGAAAGGCAUCACACAGAUUGUAUGCGGAGCGAAUCACGUCCUCGCCCUUGAUAGGUCCGGCACGAUAUGGGGUUGGGGUUCGGGAGAGCAAAACCAGCUCGGGCGCCGUCCUUUUGGCAGAUACCAGAAUACCCUCACACCUCGUCGGGUCGAAGUAUGUCGUGGGAAGGCGCGCUAUAUAGCCUCCGGUGACUACCAUUCCUUUGCAAUCGAUGCCAAAGACAAUGUGUGGGGCUGGGGUCUCAACUCCUUUGGCGAGGCUGGAGAUGUCAAGACAGCAGGCGGUAAUUUCACCGUAUUGCCAUAUCCCAUCAGGAUCCCCGAGCUAUGUGGGAGGGGGAUCACGACCAUGGCGGGAGGCGCUCAUCAUUCUGCUGCCGUCACGGCUGAUGGCGAGUGCCUUGUCUGGGGUCGCCUUGACGGAGGACAACUUGGCAUCCGAUUUUCACCACAGCAACUUCGAGACGAAUCGCAUAUUCGUCAAGACGAGCAUGGUCGACCACGCAUCUGUCUUCGACCUACCGCAGUUCCUAAUCUUGGCCGGAUCAAGCACGUCGCUUGCGGAACAGACCACACGAUUUUCAUCGAUGAGAAAGGACACGGAUAUGCCACAGGCUUUGGCUCGUCCGGGCAGCUUGGGCUCGGCUCCGAGGAUGAUCAAGCUGUUCCUCAGAGACUGCGCGGAAAGAUCAUGGAUGAGCGCAACUUGGUAUGGGCAGGUGCUGGAGGGCAGUUUUCUAUU